GUUCACUUUGCGGUGUCUAGGUCUAUAUAUAAAUUUCAUUUUUCCCGUAGUUGUGUCUUCUUGUCCUACAUUCCCUUAUGUUCUUGGCAAAUCUUAAAUGUCAGAAGAAUUUGAAGAAUCUGAGGUUAUAUUUUUCGAUGAAUAUUACACGAGUAACAACAGAAAGAGUAGCAACGACGAGAGCAGCAAAACAAAGAAGAACGCUAUGGAGAAAAAGUCAUCUCCGGUGAUAAUUCCGUCGAGAACUAUUUCCCGGCGUACUGAGGAAGAGAAAGAGGAGGCGGGAGAAAUGACUCCGCCCCAUAUCAUCAUCGGAAAACGAAAAAUGGAGGGGCAAAUGGCGUUUUCAUUCUGUACCCUCAAAGGAAGAGAGUUGAAUCGUCACCGUAACUCCGUUCUUAGGAUGACAGGUUUUUUGGAAGUCUAAUUCAUCCUAAUUAAAUGAGAAUCCCUCCGUUUUAGUUUGCUUCAGUUUGGUUCGGUUCA
Eruca vesicaria subsp. sativa (arugula) is the source of this 486-nucleotide messenger RNA. NCBI's taxonomy places the organism in Eukaryota, Viridiplantae, Streptophyta, Magnoliopsida, Brassicales, Brassicaceae. The record is from the annotation of a GenBank genome assembly.